GCGCAGUACGACCAAUGAUGUUGCACCGAACGGGUCACACGCGUAUCACGUCGCGAUAAAUCGGUCUCGUCGCGUACAAAAGUUCGGCCGAAAACGUGCGCGGAACGGUCGUCGACGUGUUUUUUCGCGUUUUUUUUUUUUUUUUUUUUGAAUAAUUUUUUGCCCGGCAGACAACAAGAAAUCGGAGCCGUGCGCGGUGCGAUGGUCAAAAUUUUCAGUUCGACCCAGGGUCACUGACGACUACGGCACACCCGCCAAAACCUAACCAAAUCUAAGCCGGUAACCACUUGAUUGCCUACGGAACCCGAUUCCAAGGCACCUCCGCUCUCAGAAAUAUACUCUGGAUCCGGAGUUGUACAUUAACGCACGAGGAAAGCUGUCCACCCAAAAGAACCGACUAAUGGCUAAGCACAGUGGAGCUCAAUGGCUACGUAUGUUGCUGCUGCCGUUCGUCUUGGCGACGGUGGUCGUAGCCCAGUCCAACUACGACCAGGUGGAGAACAGCAUCGAGUUCCCAAGCCCGGACAAAGGCCUGCCCGAAUCCACGGUACUGGACGGCAAGGUCACCAAGUUGGACGAACUGUCACCCGUGAUAUUCCUGAACAGGACCAAAGCGGCUCUGAACUGCGCCGCAGGAUACAUGCAGAUCGAACUGAAGUUCGAAGAACCAUUUUACGGUCGAGCUUAUGCAGAUUUCGACCGUAGCAGCGCGUGCUCAGUAACUGGUAAGGGUAACAACACGGCCAGGAUCGACUUACCGUUAAAAGGAUGUGGUACAAGACAGGAUCCGCAAAGAGUUUUCACCAACAAUAUCGUAGUCAGGUUUCAUCCUUACCUGGAAAUGGAUGGAGAUGAAGUAGUGACAAUAGUCUGCAGGUACCCCCCGCCCAUCGCUCCACCACCGGCUGGUAUACCGAACAAAAUCAGUAGUGUAUUACCGUCCACUCCCCUGGAACCACCCCUGAAGGGUUUCCAAAUCCUGUUGAUCAUAUGUGGCAUACUAUUUCUGUCGCUCGUGCUGCUGGGAUUAGGCUGCUCGUAUUACUGCCUGCGUAACCAGCAGGUGCAGGUGGUCCGCCGGCAUCCGCUGUCGUCGGUCGGCUCGGAUAAGCUGUCCGACUCCAGCCUGUCAAUGUUCGACGGGCUAAAGAUACCCAGGGCACGCGCGCCCACGCUGGAUAGCUCCUCGGGUUCGGAGAUGGCACUGGUGAGCGCGGGCGACACGUUGCCCAGCGACUACCCGUCGGAAUCACCUAGUUCCGAAGCGGAGGAAUUGGACGGAAGGAGCUUGCGUAGGUCACCCAGCUCGGGCGGCUCGUACGAAAACCGCGCAUUCCAACAGGAGUACUACGCAGAGAGGUAUCAGCACGAGCUGCCGCCACCGCCAUUGCCACCCGCCGUCCAGCCCAAAUUCGACGUGCAGCUGCGCGUGAAGCGCGCACCACCUCCGACGCCAAGCCCAACUCCACCGCCGUCCGAGUCCGAGGUAAGCAUCGCGGCGCUGGAGCGCAACCUGACCACAAUUCUGGAAAAGGACGAGACGACCAUGAGUGUGGUCGAAGAGCAGCAGCACGGCUACGAUUACGGCCACACGGCGUCGCCGUCGCCGCAGCCGAUUAAGGCGCGCACACCGCCCGUGUACUCAACGGUGCUACGCAAGGACCGGGACGAGAGUGAGUGGUACCGGACGGAGGAGUCGAUGGCUCUAGAGAGAAGAGAGUCGCCCCCGUUGCGACGGACGCCGCCCAUGAUGCCGCCACCGCUAGAACACCAUCAGUACCAAUCGUCCAAAUACACCAGUGAGAUGCAGGUAGACGUGAUCGAACCACCCGUAGUGGUGACCAAGCGACCGGAGAUCACGUCGCAUACGGUGGACGACGUAUUCCUUAAGACCAUAACGGAGAAGAAGACGAUCGAGGACGUGGAACGGCACCGGCGCGAAGUGGUCGAGUACAAGCCGAAGCCAAUGCCGCCGCCCACCAGUUGGGACGUGACCAUCAAGAACUACCCGAAUCCUGACGCGCAGUAUCCACAGUCCGGCGAAGAUACAGCCACAGAUUGGGACAGCUACUCCGAAGCAUCGUCUGUGGCCGGCUACCCCGCCACGGCCAUGGACCGCCAGUCUCGGAUCCAAUCGUACAACACGUCUCUGUCGUCCUCCGUCGGCCGCGAAGAACACCAUCUGCGGUAUCUGAGCACCGCAGAAAUUCCGAUACCGAAGCCGGAAAACUGGGAGUCACUGGUUCGAGUGCUGGAACCGGAACCGGAACCAUCCUCCUCCGGCGGACCACCCGCCAGAUAUCGAGUGGAGCAGACGCUCACGUUGGAAGAUAAGCGCAAGUGGAGACAAAUCAUUACCACUGAGUCCACGCUCCGGCAGUUGAUCACUGAAGCGACGGUGCGCGAGGACUUCGAGCGGAUCCGCAGCGACCCGCGAUACGAACGGAUAUUCGAACCGGAGAAAUGGGAUGUUAUCAUACGUGUGAUAGCACCGCCGCCGCAGCAGCAGCAGCAUUACGACCAAAAGACUGCAGGUUCCUCGAACAGGUACGCGAAGAACAAGAAGAUUGAAUUCGAAGGCGCCAGGACACGCAGGAACUCACUACCGACCGUCUACGAGUACGACUCGGACGACGGUUCCAGUGUCAGGACAUUGACUACCGCUGAUGAUCACGGUCCCUUGGGUCCUGCCAGAUCCAGGAAGACGUCUAGGUCAAGCUUCAAGUCCGAUAUGGAUGUCAGGUCGAUGAGCGAGAUGACGGUGGACUUCCGGCGGCCUGACUUGCCGGACAACUACAGCGACGUGAGCUCGGUGUACAACUACCACCAUCACCAGCAGCAACAUUCGCGGCGCGGCUCAUCGUAUUACGCGGACGACGACGCGGGCAGCCUGGUCCGGUCGCUCAGUCAACCGUCACUGGCUCGUUCCGCGUCCGAGUUCACCGAGAACAACUGGGGCCUGCGGAUCCGGUCGUACGAGGACGGUGACGAUCUGACCAGCCCCGACCACACGCCCAGGUCGUCGUUCAGAUCUCGGCGAUCCACCAGGGACAGAGACCACCAGCAGCAGCAGUACUCCGAGUUCAGCAGUUCCGGGGCCACAACGACCAGCCGCAGAAUGUUCGGUGGUCGUACCGUGUCCGCGGCUGAAUGGUUCCACGAUUCGGAUGAAAACGACGUGUCGUACAAGUUAUGAUGAAACGAUAUUACGUACGGACGAUCAGGAUGGCGAUGAGACUACGUGAUAACAAUAAAUAGUCUCUCGCGGUUAACAGAGCAGUCCCCCCCCCUCUGACCACUUACCGGUUGGUUACCGGAUUAUUUUUUACAUUUCCGUCUAACUUUUCUUUUUUUUUUUUGUCGAUUUCCAUUCAUAACUACUAUAUAAUUUUUUUUUUUAUAAUUAACUGUAAUUGUAUUAUUAUUUGUAUUACGUGUAAACGCGAGGCGCUAAGUCAAUAGUGUCCUCCGAGCUGGUCAGGUGCAAUAUGUAACGCAAGUGCGACGUGCGAACUCACGCGCGUCCCUCCCACGUCCCCCACUACCCCCAUCUCAGACCCCUCGCCGACGCCUUACAGGCACAGCUCAUUAUUAUUAUUACGAUUAUAACUAUGUCGUGUCGAUUAAUAUAAUUGUUUUUUUUUUUUCAUAUA
Sipha flava (yellow sugarcane aphid) is the source of this 3653-nucleotide messenger RNA. RefSeq lists its product as uncharacterized. NCBI's taxonomy places the organism in Eukaryota, Metazoa, Arthropoda, Insecta, Hemiptera, Aphididae. The coding region runs from base 401 to 3196 and encodes 931 amino acids. The record is from RefSeq and is a predicted model, not a curated record. The transcript is spliced from 7 exons.